AUGUCCGACGUCGAAAAAGCUUUUGCCUCCAGCUCGAACGGCGCUCUCCAGGCCAACCCACCUCCAAAUACCGCAGCCGUGCCGCGUCCCACACGUAUCGCCAAUGCCGGUACACUCGGACUUUUCUCUUUCGCCUCCACGACCUUCAUUCUCUCGAUGUACAACGUCCGGACGCGCGGUAUCAACACGCCCAACGUCGUCGUCGGAAUGGCCAUUUUCUGCGGCGGGCUGACUCAGCUGCUUGCAGGCAUGUGGGAGUUUCCUCGCGGGAACGCAUUUGGCGGGACAGCUUUCUCCUCCUAUGGCGCAUUUUGGAUGUACUACGCUACUAUCUUCAUCCCCAACUCUGGCAUUCUCGCUGCAUACGGGACUGAUGCAUCCGAGCUCUCCUCUGCACUCGCCGUGUACCUCUUUACAUGGAUGAUAGUCACCGUUCUAUUCUUCAUCACCUCACUCCGCAAAUCUGCCUCGUUCAUCGCCCUCUUCGGUUGUCUCUCUGUCACAUUUAUGCUUCUCGCCUGUUCAGAGUUAUCGGCUUCGUCGGGCAAGGUUUCCAUCAGCACCAAUCUCGCUAAAUCAGGCGGUGCAUUCGGCAUCGUAACCGCCUUCAUCGCAUACUACGUUGGCCUAUCCGAGCUCCUCGCAUCAGAGGCCAAAGCAGUCACCGUACUCCCAAUCGGAGCAUUCUAG
Messenger RNA from Desarmillaria tabescens, 690 nucleotides. Its product is annotated as Gpr1 family protein. Gene Ontology annotation, cellular component: plasma membrane. Bases 1 to 690 code for a protein of 229 amino acids. NCBI's taxonomy places the organism in Eukaryota, Fungi, Basidiomycota, Agaricomycetes, Agaricales, Physalacriaceae. The transcript is spliced from 4 exons. Gene Ontology annotation, molecular function: acetate transmembrane transporter activity. The record is from RefSeq and is a predicted model, not a curated record.